Siniperca chuatsi (mandarin fish) is the source of this 1731-nucleotide messenger RNA. Its product is annotated as transmembrane protein 272-like. The record is from RefSeq and is a predicted model, not a curated record. The transcript has 4 exons. Bases 1276 to 1701 code for a protein of 141 amino acids. NCBI's taxonomy places the organism in Eukaryota, Metazoa, Chordata, Actinopteri, Centrarchiformes, Sinipercidae.
UGCUUGGUUUUUUUUAUUUAUUUUAAUGCUCAUGUUUGCUGAUAAUUUGUUAGGAAGGCGCUCUAUAAAACAUGGUCAAGUUAGACUCUAAUUUAAACAAUCAUACGCCUCAUGUUCCCCAUCAUGCACUUUUACUAGACAAUGAUUUCUUAUCAUACGCCUAUAUAAACUACUUAAUGAUACCUAAUGCAGUGCUUUGUUUCCAGGGGGAGCCAACAUUUAUUUUUAUAUAUAUAUAUAUAUAUAUAUAUAUAUACACUAAAUAUUAAGAUUACAUAGAGUAUAUUAACCAUGAUACAAUCAAAGAUAUGUUGUAUUCUGUCAUCUGAAGAAUCAAUUAAAAGAGAAAGAAAUGUGGAAAUGUGUUAUAUGGGAACACUGUAGAAACAGAAAAUGUAUUGCUGUGAAGCGGUCAGAUCUGAGUUCAGGAUGUUGUUAAAAACCACCUGUUUGACCACAAGGCACGCGAUACCUCACGUCCAACGCUCAGGCUACAACGCUAAGAGAGAAAUAAGGGGAAGCUGCCUCUUCUUGAAACUAAAAUAGCUAUUUUAUAGCAGUUCUCGCCUAAUAAUGGGGAAAACAUUAUGUAGUUUAAAUGCUUUGUCUACUACUAGCUGGGAAACAUAGGAACCGUGAUGAAGGAAAUGCAACAAGUGACUCCAACGAGUAACACGGGUUAAAGCUGCUGAUGUCAAAACCUGGAAACUUCCACGCAGCAGAUGAGUGCAAAAGGCAGCUGUAAAUGACAGAGCUAAAAUGCAGAUGUGGUUCUAGCCAACGCACCAGACCAUUGUUUUUAAUACACAUGUCCACACCAGCCCAGACAAUAUACCCAAACAAUGCCUCAUAAUGUAUACAUAUCAGUUACAUAGUAGCAGAUGCAACACAAGAAAAUAUUUUUAGGCAACAUAGAGCAGAAAAUGGAGUGGAAAAAGAGAAAUAACAUAUUUCCCCCCAGCUUGUAAUUAUUUUUACACAUUGUUGUUUACCUCUGACCUCAAACUAAAUCAUACUUCCUCAUGCUUGCCUGUGAUUUACCUCUCCUCUGGCUGCAGAGUCUGUCAUUCUCCACCUGUCCAGUAGCUCCUCAGAUGAGGGUUCAGACACCCUACACGCAGACAAGGAAACUAAAUACUUGGAUGAUUUUCUGUUCUUUAAAUCCCACCGGGACUGUAGACAUCGAGGAAUUAUUAUAUUUCCAAGGGAAGACUGGAGCGCACUGAUUGAUUUGCACUCUUACACACCCAAAGGUCAGAGUUAUUAUAACACAAAAUGUCAGAGAGUGACAGACCUCAACGCAUCCGCAGACUGAUAAAACCUCCAGCACCAAUAUCAGGAGCAGUGUACGAGUUUGACUGCCCCAGGCAGCCCUACAUCCCCAUCUAUCUGUUAGUAAUGGGAGUCAUCUCCCUGCUGCUGGCUGUGCUCUCCAUCCUGCCCUGCACUGCUGGCUUCGGGAAUCACAGCAAGGCCCGGAGCUGCCUCGUCUCUCUCUUCUUCUUCUGCUGGUUCGCUGGUAAUGUGUGGAUUUACUCCAUCUAUGAACCCAACUACAACAAGACAACGACCAGCAUGGACACCUACUGCAACAAAACUCUCUACCCGUUUGCCUUCUGGACUACCAACCUGAACUAUAUCCUGUUAGGUCUCAUUCUUUUCUCUAGCUGUUGCACACGCCUUCUGUGUGGUGAUGAUUAAAAGACAGCAACCUAAUAAACAUAUAGAAGU